GCUGAGUCUCGGGAGGAAGAGGAAGAGCGUAACUCUGGCGUAACCUGGAGGGUGAACUGGGAGGUGGUGUCCAUCUUAUUUACACCGGUGAGAUUGUUCAAUUUUUCAUCUGUCGGAUUUUUCAGGAGUAUAAAAGUUGAAAGCCGGGUCUUCAGAGAUGAGCAGUUCAGAGGAAGUGUCAUGGAUCUCCUGGUUCUGUGGACUGAGGGGCAAUGAAUUUUUCUGUGAGGUGGAUGAAGACUACAUCCAGGACAAGUUCAACCUGACGGGGCUCAACGAGCAGGUUCCCCACUACCGCCAGGCCCUAGACAUGAUCCUGGACCUUGAACCAGAUGAGGAGCUGGAGGACAAUCCCAACCAGAGUGACCUGAUUGAGCAGGCAGCUGAGAUGCUGUACGGCCUCAUCCACGCACGCUACAUCCUCACUAACCGAGGCAUCGCACAGAUGUUGGAGAAAUAUCAACAGGGAGAUUUUGGCUAUUGCCCCCGGGUCUAUUGUGAGAAUCAGCCUAUGCUUCCUAUCGGUCUGUCAGACAUCCCAGGAGAGGCCAUGGUGAAGCUGUACUGUCCUAAAUGCAUGGACGUCUACACACCCAAGUCCUCCAGGCACCACCACACAGAUGGAGCCUAUUUUGGCACUGGCUUCCCACACAUGCUCUUCAUGGUUCACCCUGAGUACAGGCCCAAGAGGCCCGCCAACCAGUUUGUCCCAAGGCUGUACGGGUUCAAGAUCCACCCCAUGGCCUACCAGCUGCAGCUGCAGGCCGCCUCCAGCUUCAAGAGCCCCGUCAAGGCCAUCCGCUAGAGCGUCCAGGACAAAGGAGGUGGAGGAGGAAGAUUCAUAGAGAGAGACAAGACAGGAAAGAAUUAUCAGAAGGGGAGGGGUCACCUGCAUUUUACAAAGCUUUUCAGAUGCCCCCUCCCCAGCCUGAAGACUGUAUUAUUUUGGUUUAGAUUAGGGUAAAUGAAAAAAGUGUAAAGAUUUUUGAGUGUGAGCGAGACAUAAAAAAACGCACAGCCAUGAUCUUAAUCACAAACAAACACAUGCACUCAUACAUACAAAAAUACAUAAAUGCAUCCACACACUUUGGAUUCCAUGCACGCACCUUACCAAACUCAUCAGUGCCAAAAACAGUAGGUGAGGUAAAAGGAAGCUGAACAUUAAAUGGGCUCCACCCUGCUUCUGCUGUUCACUCGCAUUACGAGCACACUGAUGAGAAAAAUUUUAUAAUCAGUGGGUGAACAUUGUCCUGUAGAAAGGGUUUUAUGUCCAGGCCUGUUGGACGGAAAGCUGAAGAAAGGGGCAGUUUUCACCUGUGGCUCUGUGUUUGUUCUGUAUUUGGCACAGUUUGGUAAAGAGUGGCGGUAAACCCUCCGUCAUUGGAAGCCUCUGCUCCCCAUUAGACCCCCCAGUGCAUGUACACUCAGGCUGGCACUCACAGAGACAGUCUGGACGUUGCCGAUCACUCGUUUGUAAAAUUUGGUUACUGGUUUGUCUGAUGUUUUGUGGUGUUGCACAACACAUUCUGUUGAAUUUGCCUUAAGAUUCAGAGAAAACACUCGUAUUGUUUUGUGUUUCAAGAGGCACAUUAGUUUUCUUUAUUUUCUUUCUGCUGUUAGAGGAGGUAAAGUAGAAAUAGAUUAAACUAACAUGAAUUUCCAAAUCGUUCAGACAAUUGUAAUCAGCCUGUGUCAUUUCUCCAGCUGUCUAUGCGUGUGUCAAACAACUGUCUGUAUUGGUACCUUAAGUGAAAAUAUAACCUGUGCUACAUUUUUCGGAGACGUGUGCCCCUUCCCCCCCUGCAGCGGGCUUAGCUGCAUUUGUAUUGUCACCUCCCCUUCCCUUGUAGCUUCAUCUUCUUUAAAUAACUAGUUUGACAUUUUGGGAAAUACACUUAUUUGCUUUCUGGCACAGAGUAAAUGAGAAGACUGUUACCACUCUAUGGUAAUGUGAAGCUACUGUGAGCAGCCGGUUAGCUUCACUUAGCAUAUAACUAGAUUGGAAAUGGGAAAACGGCUAGCCUGGCUCUGUCUGAAGGUAGCGAAGUCUUCCUGCCAGCACCUCUAAAGCUUACAAUUUAACUAGUUAUAUCUAGUUUGUUAAUUUGUACAAAAAUCGUGUAAAAAUGCCAAUUCGCAUUUUUAUGGGAGGUUAUGUGCCGGCUAGCGGUUGCUAGGCAACCAGUGUUGAUUCCAGGAAGUUACUGGUCCCAAUCAAGACCUGACCGGCACCGUAACACCACAACAUGUCGUUUUCACACUUCGGUUUUGUACAGAUUAAACAAACGAUUAAUAUUUGUUUGUAUAUAAUGUUUGUUGAUCAACUAUAUCUGCUAACCGGCACAUAGCCCCCCCGUAAAACGUCGAUUUGUCGUUUUUACACUGCGGGUUUUGUACGAAUAACAAGAUAUGUGUUAAUUAGUUAGCUUUAGCUACUACUAGCAGCUCUAAAAGCUCUCUAAAUAACACGUUGUAUCUUGUUUGUUUAAUCUGUACAAAACCGACGUGUAAAAACGACAAUUCACCGUUUUACUGGGGUUAUGUGCCGAUUAGCAGUUGCUAGGCAACCAGUAGUGACUCUAGGAAGUUACUGGUCCCAGCCAAAUAAUCUGGCAUAUAAUCCCUGUGAAAAACCUGUGAAUUGUCCUUUUUACGCUUUUUGUACGUAUUAAACAAUGACGAGGCUUUAGAGGUGUUGGUAGGUGGAUUGGACCAUCGGACAGAGCCAGGCCAGCUUUUCCCCCGUUUCCAGUCUUUUUGCUAAGCCAAGUUAAGCUAACUGGCUGCUGGUGUUAGAGAGUGGUAUCAGUCUUCUCAUCUAACUCUCUGUCUGAAAGCGAAUAUUUCCCUAAAUGUCAAACUAUUCCUGUAAAGAUCACGGAGGAGACUCUGAGAAAGAGGAAUUUAGACAAUCUGAAUCCUUCAGCUCACUCCACCACUGCACUGAUCCUACUGGUGUCUCUCCACAGCACAGUUUCAUUAUUUAUGUUCAGGUUUAGAGACAGACAGACCACCAGCCGCUUGUUUUUUGUUUGUUUUUUUUUGUUUCUGAAACAGUGGGGCAGAUACUCACCACCACCCCCACUCUCUACUUCUGUGUGACUGGAUCAUAUUGUUUUUGGAUUUCAUGAUACAAGAGAAACGGUAUUUGUGUGUCCAGAUUUUAACUAAUGUUUGUCUGCGUUGUUGUCUUUCUGCUACUGUGGAAGGGUGAGCAGGAUUCAGAAUUCUCAAUAAACUUCUAUUUUCUUUUCAUA
Molecule: messenger RNA, 3257 nt
Organism: Siniperca chuatsi (mandarin fish)
Lineage: Eukaryota; Metazoa; Chordata; Actinopteri; Centrarchiformes; Sinipercidae
Gene: csnk2b
Product: casein kinase 2, beta polypeptide
Exons: 7
Coding region: 158-805 (215 amino acids)
Cellular component (GO): cytoplasm; protein kinase CK2 complex
Molecular function (GO): protein kinase regulator activity
Source: RefSeq, a predicted model, not a curated record